UCGCAGACAAGCGGCCAGGCGGGAGGCCUUGGUCUGAAAAGUGCUGCGUCAGGUCAGCGGAAGAGGGCAUCUCAGAUCGUCUCAGGUGCCAGCCUUGCCAACCUUCAUGCCCACACUCCUACCUGCUGUCAUAGGCCACAGCCACCAUGCCUCGGCGUCAGAAGAGUAAGCUCCGUGCCCGUGAGAAACGCCGAGAGACCCAUGAUCAGCCGCAAGGUCUCACGGGUCCCCAGGCCACUGCAGAGAAGCAAGAAGAGUCUCGCUCUUCCUCAUCCUCUUCUGCUGUUUGUCGGGGUGCUCGUCGUAGGUUUUCUGGUUCCUCCGUUCCUCAGGAGUCUCAGGGAGCUUCACCCACUGGCUAUCCUGAUGCAGGUGCUUCAUGCUCAAAAUAUGAUGUGGCUGCCAUGGGUCAAGAUGAGAAAAGUCCUAGUACCUCCCGUGAUGCCUCCGUUUCUCAAGAGUCUCAGGGAGCUUCACCCAUUGGCCCUCCUGAUGCAGGUAUUUCAUGCUCAAAAUCUGAUGUGGCUGCCAAGGGUCAAGAUGAGGAAAGUCCAAGCACCUCCCCUGAUGCCUCCAUUCCUGAGGAGCCUCAGGGAGCCUCACCCACUGGCUCUCCUGAUACAGGUGUUUCAUGCUCAAAAUCUGAUAUGGCUGCCAAGGGUCAAAAUGAGAAAAGUCCAAGCACCUCCUGUGAUGCCUCUGUUCCUCAGGAGUCUCAGGGAGCUUCACCCACUGGCUCGCCUGAUGCAGAUGUUUCAGGCUCAAAAUCUGAUGUGGCCGCCAAGGGUCAAGAUGAGGAAAGUUUAAGCCCCUGCAAGAGAGCUGCGUUCUUUACAACCACAGACCGAGAUCCUCUAAAAAGGAAGGUGAGCAAGAUGGUGCAAUUCCUGCAGGAGAAGUUUGAGAAGAAAGAGUCCAUUUUAAAGGCAGACAUGCUGAAGCGUCUCAGCAGACAGUACAAGCCAUGCUUCCCUGAGAUCCUCAAGAGAACCUCCGAACGUUUGGUGGUGGUCUUUGGCGUUGAAUUGAAAGAAACGGAUUCCAGCGGCGAGUCCUACACCCUUGUCAGCAAGCUGGGCCUCUCCAGUGAAGGAAGUCUGAGUGGUGAUAAUGCACUGCCGAAGUCAGGUCUCCUGAUGUCGCUUCUGGGUUUGAUCUUCAUGAGAGGCAACCGUGCCACUGAAGAGGAGGUCUGGGAGUUCCUGGGUAUGUUGGGGAUAUAUGAUGGGAUCCUGCACUCAAUCUAUGGGGAUGCUCGGAAGAUCAUUACUGAAGAUUUGGUGCAAGAUAAGUACGUGGUUUACCAGCAGGUGCGCAACAGUGAUCCUCCAUGCUAUGAGUUCCUGUGGGGUCCACGAGCCUAUGCUGAAACCACCAAGAUGAGAGUCCUGCGUGUUUUGGCCGAGAUCAAUAACACCAGUCCCGGUUUAUACCCACAUCUGUAUGAAGACGCCUUGAUAGAUGAGGUAGAGAGAGCAUUGAGACUGAGAGAUUAAGGCAGGGCUGGCACUGUUCCCUUCUCCAGGGCACCUUAUGGGGCCAUAUCCUACAGAACUUCCCAUUUCUAGGGAGGUCUGAAGUAGAAUUUUCGCUUUAUGUUAGAAGAGAGUAGUGAGCCUUCUAAGUAGUGCAGUAUAGUAGAGGCUGGAGGGAACAAGAUAUGUAUUUCUUUUGUCUUGUUAUGCAUGAGUAACUUGUAGAUUUAUGUUUUAUCUCUUUGUCAAUUUUCAACAUUGUUCCUGUUAAGUGAAGGUUUAUUUUGCUUUAGAUUAUACAUUUAUCAAUAACAUAGCUCUCACAUUCAUGGCUGUUUAAUCAAUUUGAAAGUUACGGUUUGGGUACUAGUAAAACAAAAUCAUACACCAUUCAUAUUUUCUUUAUAAUUCAGAACUAGAUAACAUGAUAAUAGAGAAUGGACUUUGAUAUGAAUCUUAAAGAACUCCACAGUAAAAUAGUUGACAUCAUAAUAUGAAGAGAAAGAAAAGGAAAAACAGAAAUGUAAAGGUUGCUUAAUUCUUGGUUUGCCUAAUUCGUUUUCCUAUUUCUUUUACUAUAAAUAAAGGAUACCUGGAUUUAUUUAGGUUAUUAAGACUGCCGUUAGUUUGUUUUAUUCUAGUGCACUUCAUAUUCCAUGUUAUCUACUGCAUCAAAAAACCCCUCUGAUUGGAGGGUGGUAUUUUCUGGGUUUAAAAUAAUCACAUGAAAUGCAGUGAUCAACAUAAGCCAGAAUGAGUUCACUAAAAACCUUUUUGAAACAAGGCUGCUAAAUUCAAAGAAGUUCCAUAGGCUUAAACUGUCUCAAAUAUUUUCAAGAUGUGGUAAUUUUGUUUGUUAAUAUACCAUUAAGAAAAUUAAAAAUUAAUAAUUUGUGU
This is a messenger RNA of Pongo pygmaeus (Bornean orangutan), 2372 nucleotides long. It is a transcript of the gene MAGEB6B, whose product is annotated as MAGE family member B6B. Gene Ontology annotation, cellular component: nucleus. The transcript is spliced from 2 exons. Gene Ontology annotation, biological process: negative regulation of transcription by RNA polymerase II. Bases 147 to 1496 code for a protein of 449 amino acids. The record is from RefSeq and is a predicted model, not a curated record. NCBI's taxonomy places the organism in Eukaryota, Metazoa, Chordata, Mammalia, Primates, Hominidae.